GAUUGCGGGUGAGGAUGCACUCGUGAAGCGUAAGCGCGCGCAGCUGAUGAAAGAGAUUGAGGAUCUGGAGAUGGGCCGUAAGAUUCUGACUUGAUGUGGGCGAAUGACGGCUUGAUGAACGAAUGCCAAAGCCCACAUCAUCCAGUCUCGCCACCACUCAACACCUCUUUCAGUACCAUCAACCACAACCGAAGACCACAAGUUUCCUACAGAUUUCAUCAAAUGGCCCUAAUCACACCUCACCAAACCCCUUGCACGACUCACCAAACUACCCGCAAAAAAACCCGUAACUCAAAAACCAAAGGCGUACACCCUCGCCCUCCCAAAACCUCUCGUAAAGAAGUCCCACCCGCCACACGCGCCUUUCUUACAGGCGCCGCACUCAUGGGCGGCAUCUCGCUGCACGAAUUCUCCCGUAAAACUGGAAUCCCGCUGUCGACGAUUUCAGGCAUCUUGACGCGUGCGCAGGAGCGUGCGAAAAAGACCGGGGUCCCGCUUUGGCAGCCUUAUUGUUACGGGGAUGGAAAAAGAGGGAGGGGUGUUAAGAAGGAGAAAGAAGGGGAGGAUGGCUGAGGUUCCUUGGAGAUGUUUUUGAUUUUUCCUUUGUUCUUUGUUUUCUGGUGAGUCUUCUUUGUUGGUCGAACCUUUGUUCUGACACUGCUUCUAUGGUGAACUCAUUCACCGAUGAGAAGAUGCCGUUUUCUCUUUAUCCCGGAUUGUCUUUUAGUCCCACGACGUAAAACAAUAGUGCAAGUUUGGAGGCACGGCUUCGACGAUAUUGGGACUUUCCUGUAUGCGUAAUUAGAACUUGGGUCAACCUUUGCUAAACCAGACUCAUUA
Molecule: messenger RNA, 840 nt
Organism: Aplosporella prunicola CBS 121167
Lineage: Eukaryota; Fungi; Ascomycota; Dothideomycetes; Botryosphaeriales; Aplosporellaceae
Exons: 1
Coding region: 94-573 (159 amino acids)
Source: RefSeq, a predicted model, not a curated record